CUCUGCUCCAACUCAGAUGCGUGCACGCAUCAUCAUACUCCUUCUGCAGGCGGCCCUCCUGCACUUUGUCUCCGCCGAGACACAAGCCCCGUUCCGCAUCGGAGCACUCGAGCAGAACCGGUGGAGGCUGGACCACGUGCCCCACCUCAACGACACAUCCAAUUUCAUCUUCGAGACGGUCAAUUCUCUACUGCAGCAUUGGCCGAACACGCGCUAUCGCAAUGGCCACACGAUAGUGCCUGGAACCAUUCCCGUCGGGACGCUUCUAUACCACGGCCGGCGCUUUCCAGACGUGCCCAAAUAUCCAGACUGGACAUCGCUCGACCCCGAACACUCUUACCAUUUCUGCGGCAGCGACUUUCCGCAGCCCAGAAACUGGGAGGGCCAGGAAUACCGUGAAGCUCAGACCGGCGCGGCAAACAUGAUCACGGGCACCCUGGACUCGCAGGAUCUACUCAUCUGGGGUGACGCGGACCCCAAACGGUGGUUGGAUGAGGGACAGAGGAUCUCUGGGCUUUGUAAAUGGGGCAAGGAAUUCGGCAUCGACGGAUUUGUCAGAAUGGAGAUGGAUUUCGAAGUCAUGGUCUGCGAUUUCGAAAACGGCCUGAAGCUCGAUUCAGCUGAUUUCCUUGCUUCGUGGUACCCACGCUGGGAGCCUCCGAUUUCCUCUGCGCACAGGUCCGACGUGAUCGAGUCUCGCAUCCAUGAUGAUGCAGACCCCCUCAUCGUGCGGCAGAUCCUCGGCGCAGAAGUCCUGCGCGCUGGAAUGUGGCACAACCGAUACCCAGGCGACAUCCGCAUCCAGCUCGAUCUGUCUCGCGCCGUGUCGUUCUACGACAUCGACCUCGUCCCCUCCUUGGUCGCGCACAGACUCGCAUCGCAAGACAGAUUCGAGCACCGGCUGAUCAACAUCUCCGCCGCCGAUCUACACGCCGUAAACCUCCGACUCCGGUCGGUGCUAGCAGAGCCACCAGCUCCAAGCGCGAGCGGCGUCGACUGGAAGGCCCUGUUCCAUGUCCCUGUCGCACGGUACUCCGAUCGGCUUGAGCUGGUGUCGCAUCUGCUGCAGAGCAGGGCCGAGGAGGCUCUCAUACAUGUCCAGCUGCGCGUGAUGCUCACACCGUACAUCCUGCACUCGGCUGUUCCCGACGGCGCGCACGACGGCGACGCAUGGGCGGUCCCGAUUUGGAAGAAAUGCGCCACCCGCCACAGCGAUCCGAUCCGUCAGCGGGAGGAUAGCCUCACACCUUCUGAGAGGACGCUCCUCGCGGCGCUCGAGGGCGUCAACCGCGAGAUUUGCCGCGUUGUCGUCGGGAUGUGGGCUCUCGGUGUCCACGCUGGACUCGAUCCAUUGAUUCCUGGCGACCCUGGCGCGGAUUCCGUAAAUCUGGUGGACUCCUGGCGCGCGUCUUUGCAGAAUCUCAUGUCCUGGCUCGACUGGAGCGUGUGGAUCAAAUGCCGGCCCGCGUGUGGCGCAGAGGAGCUGUGCUACUUGUCGACUUGGCCGUACUUCUGGAGCGGCUUGGAAGAGGGAUCCAAACCGCCGCCGCCCGAUGCGCCAUAUCUUCGCCCCAACCGAAGUGCAUCCGGGUCGUGCAGCCCUACUCUUCAUUUUCUUGAACCCUCAUCAUCUCCAGCGUAGACGAUCCAGUGCCCGUAUCACAUACAUGCAUAGAACAUCACUAGAUAGAUGCGCCCAGUCUCCUCCCGUGACAUUUUGUCCCCUUGAUCCGUUACGCGUCCAUUCGGCCUGUCUCAGCGGACAGCAUGCACGGACAGUGCUUGUCAUCCAAGUACGACUUUAGCAGAUUGAGA
Molecule: messenger RNA, 1815 nt
Organism: Mycena citricolor
Lineage: Eukaryota; Fungi; Basidiomycota; Agaricomycetes; Agaricales; Mycenaceae
Source: the annotation of a GenBank genome assembly